This is a messenger RNA of Chondrus crispus (carragheen), 450 nucleotides long. RefSeq lists its product as hypothetical. Lineage: Eukaryota; Rhodophyta; Florideophyceae; Gigartinales; Gigartinaceae. The transcript is spliced from 4 exons. The record is from RefSeq and is a predicted model, not a curated record. Bases 78 to 440 code for a protein of 120 amino acids.
CGCACUCCUUAUCUUUAGCACACUUAGCGCACUCUGGCUUACCGAAGCACUUCACGCGCGAGGCGUUAGUGUUGAAGAUGCACUUUCCUUUCUCGCAGCGCUUGGAGGCGCACUGGCCAUCAGCAGAGCAGGGUGAGCACUCGGGUUUCCCGAAGCACUUCACGCGGGAUGCGUUGGUAUCGAAGAUGCACUUUCCUUUCACGCACAGCUUGGACGCGCACUGGCCACUACCGGAGCAGGGUGAGCACUCGGGUUUCCCGAAGCACUUCACGCGGGAUGCCUUGGUAUCGAAGAUGCACUUUCCUCUUACGCAAAGCUUGGAGGCGCACUGGCCACUACCGGAACACUCGGCGCACUCAGGCUUACCAAAGCACUUCUCACGAGAUUCUCUGGUAUCGAAGAUGCACUUGUCUUUGACGCAAAGCUUGGUGAGGCACUGAUUGCUGGCGG